AAGGGGCGCCCAAAGACAUACCAGACCAGUAUUAGCCACAUAGCAAUAUGAUUUCCACAUUUAUGCGGGAUAGAUAACAGUUUACGAACUUCGGCACUCCCACAUCCGACGACGCGUAAGCGCACGCCUUUACAGCCGCCUCGGACACUUCAGCGUACAUUUUGCCUUUACAGUAGAGCUGCGCUCUUGCCUUACAACAAUUAACUAAAGUCGGGCGCCGCAGAUAGGUCAGACGACUUGCGGUUACCUUUGGACAAAUUAGGCAAGCUUCGACAAGCCUGCUUUCAUCAAAAUGGGUGCCCAGCAAUCAAGUAUUGCAGGCACUGGCACGAGAGGCAAUCCAGCAGGCGCGCAUGAAGCUAUGGUGGUCAACGACGCCUCCUCGGUGAAGGCGCAUGCCAUCGACUGCUGCUCUAUAGCGAGCUCCUACCAAAGCCUUUCUGAGCUGGAUGAUUUCCUUAAACCUGGAGGCGACCCCUCUCUCGGCCGCUACAGCGUCCGUUCGUUGGCAGCCGCGUCGGAAAUCGUGGCGAAUACCAUCUACGAAGGGGACGAGCUACACACGCUAGCAGAAGAAGAGGCCGAGCACUCCCAAGACAGGAGCGGCAGCCGAGGGAGGCCAGCCGCCUCCGCCACAACGACAUCCGUUAGCCCUGCCGUACAACUAACUAAUGGCAGCAAUGGAGCGUCCGCACCGGCAUCCGAGGACCCAGCGGCAGCAGUAGCCACACUCGUGGCGUCUGUGUUUGCUGCCGUCAGGGCAGCACACUCAAGCGCUGCGCUCCCCGCCGGCACCACCGCCGCCACCGCUGUCGUACCACUCGCUGCUGACGACUGCCCGGCGGCGUUCGGGCGGUCAUUGGCACCUGCACCCUCCGCCGCCCUCUCCGUCAGCACCCAGGUUACCACCGCUUCAGACCUCGCGCCAGGCGUCAGCGCCAUAAUUGCAACCGCAUGCCCAACAGCUGCGCAGCCUGCUGCAAAAACAGCUCUUCCUCCUGGCACGCCCGCGCCCACAACAGGGGAGGCGCCAGCGCCCGCGUGCACGCCUCCAUCGGUGCGUCCCUCCCUGGAGGCGGCGGCCAGUCUGGCCUCCGCCUGGUCUUCCGACCCUCAGCCCUCCAUCCUCAGCCCUGGCAGCGCCUCCCCCUUCAGCACGCCCUCGCCUGCCGCCGCCGGCACCGCGGCAACCUCACCCUGCGGCAGCUUCGGCUCCUGUACCACCACCGCCGGUGAGGGUGAUGGAAAGAUGGCAGCGGCGGAGGUGCCAACAGAGGCGGCGACUGCCGGCUCGGUGACUGCGGCUGCACCGCCCUGCAUGUCGGGUCGGCUGCGUUCGCAUCGUGUGGCGGACUUGAGCGUUUCCUUUUCUGAAGACGGCGGCGAUACGGAGGAGGCCGCAGCAGCAGGGGCAGCGACCUCAGGGGCAGGGGCUUCUGGGGACCGGGUACGGCAAAGCCCGGCGGGUUCCGUACAGCCUGCAUGUGGCGGCGGCGGCGGUGGCGGCAGCAGCCUGGAGUCUGAUGCCGCGGUGGCACACCAUCAGCAUGCGGACCGCAGCACGGGUCGGCUUGCAGCUCUGAAUGCCGGCCUGGCCAGCAUUUCCCGCAGCCUUUCGCGGAGCCUUUCGCGCAGCAUAUCCCGGAGCAUCAGUCGUGGCAGCCCCGGUCCCGGUGUGUCGGAGGUUAGACUUGUGCUGGACCCCGUUGAGCCAGGUGUGAUAGCGCCGCGAGUCGCGGACGCUGCUGCUGGUGCUCCGGCGGCGGGUAAGGACGCUGGCGUUGCGGCGGCGGCGGCGGCGGCGGCGCCAGCCGCCCGAUCUGCUGCUGCUGCUACCAGCAGCGGCGGCGCCACGUCAAGGAAUGCGCCCCGCAGCACUAAGGCGACGGAGGGAAAGGUCAGUGCCGCUGCCGUUAUUGGCGCCGUUCGUAAGGCCGGGGGCGUUGCGAAGGCCGGCGGUACGGCGGGUAGGACGGCAGCAGCGGGCAAGGGUGCGGCUGCGGAUGGGGGCAAGGCACGGCAGCCCUCUUCACCGCCCGGCAAGGUGGGGAAGGUGCCUUCGUUCAGCUGCUUUGCGUGCUUUUCACCCGAGGUAUGAGUGCAGGCGCUUGGAAGUCCCGUUGUACCCUGCAGUUGAAUCCUAGUUGCUUUUGCGGUUGCUACUAAGUGAAAGAACGUUGAACGGUUGGAGUUGGUUGGGUUGGCAUUGGUUGGAGUUGGUUGGGUGCUUUCAGGCACCCCGCAAUGUCAGUUCGCAGGGCAUGCAUGGAAUAUAACUUAAUCGCUUCGCAGGUCGCGUAGUAAGUAUUAACGUUUGUCAAAGCGGGUGGUAAUAACAACGAACGCAGUGGGUCGUGUUGUGUUUGCAGGCAGCAGCCGGUGUGUUAGUUCGUUGCGCGUUGCGGCUGCAUUGGCUGCUUUAUGCAAUUGCUUGUUUGCAACGUGCUUCCUAGCUGGGUUCUGGUGCGGUGUCUGCGGCUUUACCCUUACUACCAAUAGCUCAGGUGCCGAUACGUACCUGCUUAAUAAAGGAACGGGCCAAGGUGCAGGGAUGUGUGCUGCCGGUGUGGUAAAGGUUUGAAAAAACUAACUAAUGCGUUUAGGGGGGCACCCAAUUUGCAUGUGCUGGUGUCUUCAUUAGACGUGUGCUUGUCGUACGUGUACUCGUCUCGUCGUGCCGUACGGAAAGCCGUGUCGUGCUCUUCUUGCACAGGGAAGCAGCCGGUCUACUCGUCGACGUUGGGCGGUUUUUGACAGCCCUUGACUUUGCCCGUGGAAACCUAUUAAUAUCAUUGCGUUAAGGCAACAGAGCCGCGUUAACUGGACGGACCGUAGCUGUGAACGUCUUAACAUGUACGCAUGUGGUGGCAUGGCCUUAUGACAGAUGCUGCGUUGAACCUCUUGUUUCAUCGAGUUGCAGUGCAGGCGGGGAGGUAAGAAGGAGAAGCUGCUGAAGUCUGAACUGUGAAGGGCGCGUCCGUUAAUUGGGAAGAAUGCAUUGCGGUGGUUGUUCGGUUUUGCAUCUGCGGUGGUUGAAUACGUGUACGGAAGACACAGGACAUGUACGGGAAGAUACCAAGUGAAGAGUACGUCUCACGCACGGGGAUACGGGCCUGCGUCAGGUCUUAGGGACAACCUAUUCGACGGGCGGUUGAGUUUGCAAGGUCAUUGCGUACGGGUCAACCGAGUCAUUCCGGUUCCGAUCCAUUAUAUAUUCAAACAGGCAGGAUGUGCACUGCUGCUGCUGCUGUCGCUGCGUGGAACCGGUGACAAUUUACGAAGGGUUGCUAAUAUUAUCAAGUCGGUUUUAGUCUAUCUAUUUAAGCAUGCGUUCCGUACUGCACACGUAAAACGUUUGAUGUGGAGAGCGGUGCAGCCACAAGCAAGGCGUAAGGCGUCCGGGCGGUGCGAGCUAUGGUGUAUAUAACCGGCGUGCAAAGGCGCUUGUCGUUGCUGUUGAGCAAGUUGUGUGUGACUUGGACUGAACUUUUGCAAGUUUUGGUUUAGGGAGGGAGGGCUGAAUAAAGGCAGUAACCCCAAUGCACGUGUUUGUGCUUGUACGCGAAGCUGUGGAGGCGGCAGGUCGCGUGCACGUGAUGAUGAUUUUGUUAUCCUCCUAUCCAUGCGCGGAGGAUUACUUGCGGAGAAUAAACAUUCGUGGAGCAGCGUGGGGAAUGAAUUCCUUUGGUGCUUGGUGCGUUCACUGUUGGUUAGCACUUACAUGCACCCCGAUGAAGGCAAAUGGACCACUUCCCGUGUCAAGGAAGGUUCGAGCCCGUCUUCAUUCCCCGCUUCCUAAGGACUACUUGGAGCGUAAUGGUCGAUUGUACACGGGGGUGGCAUGCAGCACGGCAGGCUGCCUUGCCCUUUCGCUGCUGUCGUUGAAGCACGGCGAUAUGCUUGUGGCGGCAUGCUCCUGCGCUGUCAUCAGCGGUUGAUGCCUACUGCCUACCUAGUAUUGUAUUGCGUUUAGAGUCGUUGUCCAACAAGCAGCAGCCGCAGCACUUGCGGGUUCCUUUCUCUGUUCAUCAUGGCCCUGGCGGGUGCUCUUGUUAUGAUACCUAGUAAAGCAACCUCUUCGUGCAUGUACGGCAGGUACCGGUACGGCAUAGUGUCCGCCAUCUGUGCUGUUGCCGUACAGAGGCGACGUACGAAUGGAGGUUGUCGUCCGAAAGCUGUUGUUGUACUUCCCCUUCAAUGCACUAGGUUGUAUGUGCAGUGCUACCAGCCAUGUAACCAUCAAAUGCA
Messenger RNA from Astrephomene gubernaculifera, 4248 nucleotides. Lineage: Eukaryota; Viridiplantae; Chlorophyta; Chlorophyceae; Chlamydomonadales; Astrephomenaceae. The record is from the annotation of a GenBank genome assembly.